GCAUGCUCGCCUGCAAACAAACCCGCGGGACAAACUUCGUCCUUUUCCACUCCUCACUCAGGCACUCUUUUCUCUCUGCGGCGGAAUAGCACAACAGAAGGAUGUCCAUCCUCAACAGAAAGACAAUUAACACCUCAUCGGCACCUGCUGCCAUUGGCCCAUACAGCCAGGCGGUGCUUGUGGACAGAACUUUGUACAUCUCUGGUCAGCUGGGGAUGGACGUGGCCUCUGGUCAGCUGGUCGAUGGAGGGGUGCAGGCUCAGGCCAAGCAGGCUUUGGUCAACAUGGGGGAGAUCCUGAAAGCAUCUGGCUGCGACUACAGCAAUGUGGUGAAGACGACUGUGCUGCUUGCAGACAUUAAUGACUUCAACAGCGUCAAUGAAGUGUACAAGACAUUUUUCAGCAGCAAGUUUCCUGCCAGAGCCGCCUACCAAGUGGCUGCGCUCCCUCGAGGUGGUCUGGUGGAAAUCGAGGCGGUGGCGGUCCUCGGCCCUCUGUCUGAUUCCUGACUAACCAGCAACAUUACUAACAAGUUAUAACACAGCUAUCAAGAUUAGACUGGAUUUUUUGGCCUGUGUCUGUAAUGAGAGGAUGUUAAAUAAUACAAAUAAACAACCUGAAGUGCAA
Molecule: messenger RNA, 627 nt
Organism: Dunckerocampus dactyliophorus (ringed pipefish)
Lineage: Eukaryota; Metazoa; Chordata; Actinopteri; Syngnathiformes; Syngnathidae
Product: 2-iminobutanoate/2-iminopropanoate deaminase-like
Exons: 6
Coding region: 102-509 (135 amino acids)
Cellular component (GO): cytosol
Molecular function (GO): deaminase activity
Source: RefSeq, a predicted model, not a curated record